AUGCGCGCAGCAAUCAGCCACAAGUUUGGGCGUGAUUUCGGAUUUGGAGACCAGCCAUGGGGCCGAAACGCAGCUACUGGCCAAUACAGCGGGAAUCCAUCCCUGUCUGUCACUGUUUCGCAGUAUAUGGUCAGCUUGCAGCGGCGAAAGGUCCGUGCUGGAGAAGACGUGACGAGCGCGCGUGCAAUCACCCAUGAGACGAUGAAAAAGUUAUAUGAAUACAACGUUAACUUCGCAAGUGAUGGUACUCGGGCAACAACAUCGCGCAAACGCAAGGCAGAGCAUCCAGAGCAAUGGGCAGGGUAUCGGGUCCGUCGGAUGCUACACCUCCUCUAUGUUGUUUCGAUGUUAUGCUUGUUACGAGUCGAAGAGGCACUCAGGAUAAUGUGGACGGAUAUACGGAUGUUUGUCACUGACAAGGACAAGCUUCAUUGCGUCCAGUUAGACUUACCGUUCCGGAAACAAGCCCAGAAUGGAGGCAUUGCACCGUUUUUCCUGUACGCAAAUGCGCAAGAGCCUCACUUAUGCCCCAUCAGAGCAUUCGCGGAGUGGUGGUCGAUUUCCAAGGCUAUGAAGAUAGAGUCUGCAGGCUAUAUCUUCCGCAAGCGCGUUGGGAACGACGACGUCAGUGCCAGAGCCUCAGACAGCAUGUCCUACGAGAGCUUCGUCGAGUGCUUUAAGAACAAUCUCCUCGAUGUCUCCAUUGACCCGCGGCCUUACGGAACCCAUUCAUUCCGCCGGGGAGGUUGUCAGUACCUCGCAAUGGUCAAACGAUGGCCUAUUCGUGAUAUCUGCACCUGGGGCGGCUGGGCAGAGAAUUUUGACAGUGCCGGCACAAUUUUCAAGUAUCUGCUGUCUUCGGUGGAUGCACCUCUCUUAGAUAGACAGGAUUACUUCAACCCAAAAAGGGCCGCAAGCGAUCCUUGCAAUCAGUGUGGACGAACAUGUACUUGCGCUUAG
Rhodofomes roseus is the source of this 960-nucleotide messenger RNA. RefSeq lists its product as uncharacterized. The transcript is spliced from 4 exons. The coding region runs from base 1 to 960 and encodes 319 amino acids. Gene Ontology annotation, molecular function: DNA binding. Lineage: Eukaryota; Fungi; Basidiomycota; Agaricomycetes; Polyporales; Fomitopsidaceae. The record is from RefSeq and is a predicted model, not a curated record. Gene Ontology annotation, biological process: DNA recombination; DNA integration.